This is a messenger RNA of Lachnellula hyalina, 3126 nucleotides long. It is a transcript of the gene mug138, whose product is annotated as putative zinc protease. Bases 1 to 3126 code for a protein of 1041 amino acids. Gene Ontology annotation, biological process: peptide catabolic process. Gene Ontology annotation, molecular function: metal ion binding; metalloendopeptidase activity. Gene Ontology annotation, cellular component: cytosol; mitochondrion. Lineage: Eukaryota; Fungi; Ascomycota; Leotiomycetes; Helotiales; Lachnaceae. The record is from RefSeq and is a predicted model, not a curated record. The transcript is spliced from 7 exons.
AUGUCAUCUCUAUCUCAACCCCAGACGCCGGCGACCCUGAAUAGCCCUUUGAGAGAACACAGGCAUAGACCAGUCGAGAGGUUGACAGAGAAAUUGGAGGCUCCAAGCUUGGAUGAUAGAAGCUAUAGAGUGAUAUUAUUGCCGAAUCAGCUUGAGGUGCUUCUGGUGCAUGAUGCUGAAACCGACAAGGCCAGCGCGGCCAUGGAUGUCAACGUGGGAAAUUUCAGUGACGAGGCUGAUAUGCCGGGAAUGGCUCAUGCGGUCGAGCACCUUUUAUUCAUGGGAACAAAGAAGUAUCCCAUAGAAAACGCGUAUUCACAAUACCUUUCCGCACAUUCUGGAAGCUCCAAUGCAUACACUGGCGCGACAUCUACCAACUAUUACUUUGAGGUUGGAGCAAAAGCAUCAGAAGAUGCAGGCCCAAACGAAGCAUCACCUCUUUUUGGAGCUCUGGACCGGUUCGCUCAAUUCUUCAUUGAACCUCUUUUCCUUUCCUCUACCCUGGACCGAGAGCUACGCGCUGUCGAUUCCGAGAAUAAGAAGAACCUGCAGAGCGAUCAAUGGCGACUACACCAACUGGAGAAGUCAUUAUCAAACCCCAAACAUCCAUACUGUCAUUUUUCUACUGGAAAUUUUGAGGUCCUGAAGACACACCCUGAAGAACGAGGAGUUGACGUGCGACAAAAAUUCAUGGAUUUCCAUGCAAAGCACUAUUCCGCGAACAGGAUGAAACUAGUGGUUUUGGGUAGGGAGCCAUUAGACACAUUGGAAGAAUGGGCAGCGGAUCUUUUUGCUGGAGUGCGGAACAAGAGCCUACCACAAAAUCGUUGGGAGACGGAGGUACCAUUUGGAGCAAAUGACCUCUCGACUCAAUGCUUUGCGAAGCCGGUCAUGGAUUCUAGAGAACUGGACCUUUCAUUUCCUUUUAUAGACGAGGAGCUGCUCUUCGAAUCGCAACCAAGCCGCUAUAUCAGCCAUUUAAUUGGCCACGAAGGACCAGGGAGCAUCAUGUCUUAUAUCAAGGCAAAGGGGUGGGCUAAUGGGUUGAGUGCAGGUGCAUAUCCCGUGUGCCCCGGUACCCCUGGCAUUUUCAACUGUCAGAUUCGUCUAACUGAGGAUGGCCUAAAGAAUUACCAGGAAAUCGUCAAGGUUUUCUUCCAAUACAUUUCUCUGCUCAAGGAGACUCCACCUCAAGAAUGGAUCUUCCAAGAGCAAAAAGGAUUAGCGGAUGUAGAUUUCAAGUUUAAGCAGAAGACUCCAGCAAGUCGAUUCACGAGCAAGAUCAGCGCAGUCAUGCAAACACCUCUACCACGUCAGUGGCUUUUGAGUGGACAUAGCAGACUCCGAACAUUCGAUCCCGUAAAGAUCAAAGAGGGGCUUGGAUGCUUAAGGCCAGACAACCUUCGCAUGACAGUCGUGUCUCAAAAGUUCCCCGGUGCAUGGGAGUCGAAAGAGAAGUGGUAUGGCACGGAGUACACAUAUGAGAAACUCCCAGCGGACUUCAUUGCGGAGAUCAAGCGCGCCGCGACUAGCUCCACCAAGAAUCGACUGACGGAAUUACAUUUACCGCAUGUAAAUCAGUUCAUCCCUACGAAACUCGAGGUUGAGAAGAAGGAAGGUUUAGAGCCAGCAAUUUCGCCGAAGCUGAUCAGAAAUGACGAAUUGGUCAGGACCUGGUAUAAGAAAGAUGACACCUUUUGGGUUCCUAAAGCCAACCUUUUCGUCAAUUGCCGAAACACUCUACCCAAUGCUACGGCAGAAAAUUCCCUCAAGGCGCGGUUAUUUACAGACGUUGUCCGCGACGCUUUAGAAGAGUACUCUUACGAUGCUGAGCUUGCUGGAUUAGACUAUUCUAUUUCGAGCCACUCAAUGGGCAUCGAAAUUGCAGUCUCAGGCUACAAUGACAAGCUGCCUGUGCUUUUGGAGAAAGUACUAGUUACCAUGAGAGAUCUGGAAAUUAAACCCGAACGUUUCGAGAUCAUCAAGGAGCGCUUAUUGAGGGGACUAAAGAAUUGGGAUUUUCAACAACCAUUCAACCAAGUCGGAGAUUUUACUAGAUGGCUCAAUAGUGAAAAGGGAUAUAUCAACGAGCAAAUACUUGCCGAGUUGUCACAUCUCACGGCCGCUGACAUCCAACAAUUCUUCCCACACUUACUCCGCCAAAUGCACAUUGAGACAUUUGUCCACGGCAAUUUAUACAAGGAAGACGCACUCAAGUUGACAGACCAUAUUGAAAGUAUUUUGAAGCCAAGAAUUCUACCCCAGACUCAAUGGCCUAUUACUCGGUCUUUAGUAUUCCCUCCAGGUGGCAACUUCGUCUACCACAAGACUCUCAAAGAUCCGGCGAAUGUCAACCAUUGCAUUGAAUAUCUGCUGUUUGUGGGAGACAAGUCGCAACGUCCAUUGCGAGCUAAGACCCUCCUUCUCGAUCAAAUGACCCACGAGCCAGCCUUUGAUCAGCUACGGACAAAAGAGCAGCUUGGAUACGUUGUUUUCAGCGGAGCACGGACUACGGCGACCACGAUUGGUUAUAGGUUCAUUAUCCAGAGCGAGAAGACCCCCGACUAUCUUGAGUCAAGGAUCGAUUCGUUCCUUUCCGGAUUUGCAAACACUCUUGCUGAGAUGUCAGACUCGGAUUUCGAAGGUCAUAAGCGAAGUUUGAUCAUGAAGCGAUUAGAAAAGCUAAAGAACUUGGAUCAAGAAUCGAGUCGUCUUUGGGGAUAUAUUGACAGCGAAUAUCUUGAUUUUGAGCUCGUUCGUGAAGAUGCUGCCAACAUCAAGUUACUCACCAAGGCCAACAUGAUUGAAUACUACAAUCAAUAUAUCCAUCCCACGUCGCCAGCUCGCUCAAAGUUGGCUAUUCACCUCAAUGCCCAGGGAACCGCGAAUGGCGACACUUCAGUCGUCACUGCCGCCGUAGAGAAAGGCAUUAAGGCCCUAGGACUAAACAAAGACAAGAAGGACUCCGAGGAUGGUGAGGUUAUACCCGUCAAAGCGGAGGGCAAUGGUACAACACCAUACAUCAUCACCGACGUACGGGAGUUCAAGUCAAAGCUGCAAGUCAGCACGGGGCCGCAGCCAGUAAAACAUAUCAGCGAGUUCGAGGAGCUGGACUCGAAGCUGUAG